AUGAGUCUUUCUGUGGAUAUUGUCACCCCUAACGGGCGUAGCUACAAGCAACCUACUGGUCUGUUCAUCAAUAACGAAUUCGUCCCGGCUACAUCGGGACAAACCAUUACCUCAAUUGACCCUGCCACUGACAAGCCAAUCGCCACUGUCGACGCUGCCAGCCCUGCGGAUGUCGACCGUGCCGUGAAGGCAGCCAAAGCCGCUCUCAUUCACCCAUCAUGGAAGCUUCUGCCCGCCACCGAGCGAGGCCAGCUGAUGGCCCGACUAGCCGACUUAAUGUGGGAGAACAGAGAGCUUCUCGCCACAAUCGACGCGUGGGACAAUGGUAAGCCGUACCACGUCGCCAUGGAUGAGGAUCUCGUCGAGGCUACCACUACAAUCCGCUACUACAGCGGCUGGGCCGAUAAGACCUUCGGUCAGACUAUCAACACCAUCCCUCAAAAGUUCGCUUACACUCUCCGCCAACCCCUCGGUGUUAUCGGCCAGAUUAUUCCAUGGAACUACCCUCUCGCCAUGGCAGCCUGGAAACUGGGUCCUGCACUCGCAUGUGGAAACACGGUUGUGCUCAAGCCGGCCGAGCAAACCCCUCUCAGCAUCCUUGUUCUGGCGAACCUCAUCGUCGAAGCCGGCUUCCCGCCUGGUGUCAUUAACAUUGUAAACGGAUACGGUCGUGACGCCGGUGCAGCACUUACCACCCACCCGCUCGUCGACAAAGUUGCUUUCACCGGAUCAACCGCGACAGGUCGCGAGAUCAUGAAAAUGGCCGCAGGCUCACUGAAGAAUAUCACCCUCGAGACAGGCGGUAAGUCGCCUUUGCUCGUUUUCCCCGACGCAGACAUGGACCAAGCGGUCAAGUGGUCCCAUUCCGGUAUUAUGUCGAACCAGGGGCAGAUCUGUACGGCUACGUCACGGAUCUUCGUGCAUCGCGAUAUUCUGCCUACUUUCCUGGCCGAGUUCAAGAGGGCCGUGGAGGCUGUUUCGAUUGGUGAUCAGUGGGAUGAAAAUACUUUCCAGGGCCCUCAGGUGACUCGUGCGCAGUAUGAGCGGGUUCUCUCUUACUUUGAUAUUGCUAAGAGCGAAGGCGCUACGCUUGUUACUGGUGGUGCUGCGCAUGUUCCUGCGAAGGCGGAGAAUAAGAAUGGAUACUUUGUUCAACCUACCGUGUAUACGGAUGUGACGGACUCUAUGCGGAUUGCCCGUGAAGAGGUUUUCGGACCGGUGGUUGUUAUUCUGCCUUUUGAUACUGAGGAGGAGGCUAUCCAGCGUGCGAAUGAUACCUCGUACGGUCUUGGUGCUGCUGUUUUCACUACUGAUCUGGAGCGUGCGCAUCGUGUGGCUUCUGAGCUUGAGGCGGGUAUGGUUUGGAUUAACAGCAGCCAAGAUUGCGAUCCUCGUGUUCCAUUUGGUGGUGUUAAGCAGAGUGGUAUUGGCCGUGAGCUUGGAGAGGCUGGACUGGAAGCCUAUAGCCAGAUCAAGGCUGUACAUGUCAACAUGGGAACUAGACUUUAG
Penicillium odoratum is the source of this 1509-nucleotide messenger RNA. RefSeq lists its product as uncharacterized. Gene Ontology annotation, molecular function: oxidoreductase activity, acting on the aldehyde or oxo group of donors, NAD or NADP as acceptor. The coding region runs from base 1 to 1509 and encodes 502 amino acids. The transcript is spliced from 3 exons. The record is from RefSeq and is a predicted model, not a curated record. NCBI's taxonomy places the organism in Eukaryota, Fungi, Ascomycota, Eurotiomycetes, Eurotiales, Aspergillaceae.